Molecule: messenger RNA, 2279 nt
Organism: Amoebophrya sp. A120
Lineage: Eukaryota; Dinophyceae; Syndiniales; Amoebophryaceae
Source: the annotation of a GenBank genome assembly
AAUCAUUCAGCACAUUCGCGGCAGCGAGGACGGGACGAGCGACGAGGAGCAAUUCCCCGGGGACGACCUCCCCGGGCAACUGUCCGAGAGUCAAAGCUAUCCUGAGUAAAAACGUACCCACACCAGAGUCAGGAUGGGGAUUUUGCAACACAAACCUAGGAGUUUUGUGAGUCACGCAUGACAAGUUGCACUCUGCAGUGUAGUGCAGGUUAGCAAGUGCAGCCGCAUCACAGAUUCAUCUGCUCAUCCUGUUCACAGCAUCACAAAUUCCAAAACACGAGGACUGGAAAUAGCUCUCAUGGGGAUGCGCAUUACAAGUCUUCCUGUCUUUGCGAAUCUGCAUUACAACUCUGGCGUGGGUACGUUUUUACUCAGGAUAAAAGCGCCCUGCUGGUCAUCCGGCCUCCGGACGAGCACCAGAAUGGGGAGCUGCUCACCUUUCUGAAACUGGUAAACCGCCAGUUUCUGCAGGUGUGCGCGUUCGAGCUGGCAGACGUGAAGAUGAGCAUCGAACUCCUGAUCGGCUUCGUGACCACGUUUCGAGCGGAGUCCAAACUGAAGCGCAUGAUGAAGGAAUUCACCUCCUACACCACCACACUGGUCAAGUGCCGGACUCCUGGAGGAGCUGGACGAGAUGAACGCGAGACAGCAGGAAGAUCGGCAGCCGCGCCUCCUAGAAGAACUACAGCAGCUCUUCUUGCACAGCAGCGCGACGAAAACACAAACAGUCCUGAGCAAGGUCAUGCACAACUCGCGUCCUCCAAUGUCAACACACACUGUGAAGAAUACUUCUUCACGUCCGAAAUCGCAAACAACAUGCUGUACCAGGGAAUCGGUUUGGUGGACGAGACAUCAGAGGUAGAGGACGAUCGAGAUGAUAAAAAUACGCAACGUCAUGAAAUGGUAGAAAAGAACCGGAUCAAAAACACCCUGGGGACCAAACUCGCCGAGACGAAAGGCCUGCUGCGGCGCAAGCGUAUGGCGUUCUCAAAUGUUACAUUCUCAACUGUUCCGUGAUUUGUCAUGCAAAACGAGCAUCAAUGUCCACACGGUGAAGCUACUUCGCAUGACAAAUUUUGGAAGGGCUAAACAGCAUGGGAAGCUGUGACGAACUUGCAACGCAAGAGUUACAAGAUCCGGGCUUUCCCUGUGACCAUUCUUGCAUCACACUUUCAUGUGAUGGCGAUGGCUUCGGUCCGCCUGACGCCGCGACCCGGUGGCCUGACCAUUUGCGGAAAGGUGCCCUAAAAUGGGUUGCGUUUGUGGUUUCGGUCGGUUUAGCAUCACAAAUUCGUGUAACAGUUGAGAAUGUAACAAUGAAUUGAGAAUCCCAUAACGCGGUCGGACUUCUUUGGCCGCUACAUGCACGUGGAGGCGAAGCGCUCGGCGGACGGGCCGUCGCUCUAUCCAAGAAAAAAACGUUGUUAGUGUAAAUUUGUGAUGCGCAGCAUGCAAGAUGAUUGCGUCUGUCAUGCUUGGCAUGCAUCCUAGGGCCCAUUAAAGGGUGUUUUCGCGUACUGUCUGCGCAUGACAGGUUUUUGCUGUCAUGCCAGACAAAUUUGUAAUGCUGUUCCUCCAAAAAAGUUACACCUAUAGCGUUUUUUUCUUGGAUACGCUCGAGUCCGACAUCACCACCAGGCCCGCAGAGGUGUGGAAAAUUGCGCAUCAAAGGGAAAAAUCCCCCCUCCCCAUAUCAAAGUGGAAAUCUGUGAUGCGGGAUUUGUGUACACAAAUGCGCGCUGUCUUGCAAUGCGGCAUCGCAGCCAGAUCCGCAGCCGAGGGAGGGACAUUUGGGUCUAGGUGCUUCGCAUUGCAAACGGUUGCCCUCUAGGCCCAACAGCAUGCCAAAUCGCUUCCAUAAUGGCACGGAAGCCUCUGCGUUUGUCUUCUUGCAAGACAGACGUGAUUUGUGGUCUCAAAUCAGCAAGACAAAUUUUCGGAAGGAUGCCUUUUCGAUAUGGGGAGGGGGGAUUUUUCCUCUCAAUAUUGCGUCCCGCGUGCCGGGUUCGCUCGCCUCACAACUCAUCCCCAGCAGCCCGCUCUUCGGGCGCAUGAGUCUGUCGCCGCUCCUUUUGCUACAAGAUGAAGGAGAUGGUGGUGGGGGCGAUAAAGAUAAUGAUAAAGGCAAAGGCAAAGCGACGUUCGCUUCAACGUCAUUUCCGGCUGCUGCAUCCGGGGCUAGAGCUGUGCCACUGCCACCAACAUCUUCUACUACUUCAUCACCGGAACCACGAGAAGCUCUUCUUGUGAAGAAACCCGGGCUACUUCCGGGAGUCGCG